This is a messenger RNA of Colletotrichum orchidophilum, 2991 nucleotides long. Its product is annotated as fungal specific transcription factor. The coding region runs from base 1 to 2991 and encodes 996 amino acids. Lineage: Eukaryota; Fungi; Ascomycota; Sordariomycetes; Glomerellales; Glomerellaceae. The transcript has 4 exons. Gene Ontology annotation, biological process: DNA-templated transcription; positive regulation of transcription by RNA polymerase II. Gene Ontology annotation, molecular function: sequence-specific DNA binding; zinc ion binding; DNA-binding transcription factor activity, RNA polymerase II-specific. Gene Ontology annotation, cellular component: nucleus. The record is from RefSeq and is a predicted model, not a curated record.
AUGAGCCCUCCGUCUCAGCCUGCCAAGGCCACCACCACCACCACCAACAACAACAACACCAGCAACAACUCACCUCCCGACUCCCAUUCUGGCAACAUGUCGGACAACGAAUCUGCGGCGCCUUCUGCCAAUGGCUGGCCAGUCAAGGAGCCGCCCUCGCCGAGCGGAAGUGUCCAUUCUGGCUCUGACAUGGACGAAAAGCCCGGCGAACCUGGCUCCAACGCCCCUGUGCAGAAGCGUCGCCGUGUUACCAGGGCUUGCGACGAGUGCAGACGCAAAAAGAUCAAGUGCGAUGGCAAGCAGCCUUGCACACACUGCUCGGUUUACAGCUAUGAAUGCACAUAUGACAAGCCCUCCAAUCGGCGGAGAAACCCAGCACCUCAGUAUAUUGAGGCAUUGGAGAGCCGCCUGCAGCGCGCCGAAACUCUGCUGCGCAAGUUUAUUCCAGACGUCGACUUGGCUGACCCGACGCUGGAUCCUGCCGUCCAGCAGGAAUUCCGCAACAGAGAGCACAGUCGAAUCCAGAGUGCCAAGCUCCGGCACGACCCCUUUGUAGCCCCCGAGAAGGAGGAACCCCAGCUCCUGUCCAUGAUUGAGUCCAUUGGCCAGCUGGACCUGGACGACAAGGGCGGCUGGGACUUUCACGGCGUAUCGUCCGGUGCCGUCUUCCUGCGGCGCAUGAAGGAGCAUUUCAGAGGCAUGAUGGGCCCCAUCACAAAGGUGCCGUUCCUACCACGGCCAGACAGACCCGCGGGCCUGAUCAACUUGGACUCGCCAGCAUCCGCAGCCAGCUCUCCGUUCGACUCGUCCAUAUCUACCGCCCCGGAGCUUCCCCCGAAGGAGCUGGCCAGGAACCUCUGCUAUCUAUCGCUCAACUGCGCGACGUGUCUGAUCCGCAUCGUCCACGUCCCAACCUUUUACCAAAUGCUUGACCGAAUCUACGAAAAGCCAUACGACGAUUACACCAAGGAGGAACACAGGUUCCUGGGCCUCCUCUACGCCGUCAUGGCCCUGGGCUGCAUGUACCGAAACCUGGACGAGAACGCGCCCCCUGUAGCCUACAAAGAAUCCGUUGACGCUGGAAUGAAGUACUAUGAUACCGCGAGGCGCAUCCUGCAAGACAUCACAGAGUGCCGAGAUUUGACCUCGCUGCAAGCCCUGCUCUUUAUGAUUCUUUUCCUGCAAGCCACCUCGAACCUGAGCGGAUGCUACGCGUUUGUUGGCAUCGCCCUCCGGUCGGCCCUGCGUAUAGGCCUGCACAGGUACUUGAAGCACGAGAAGAUUUCCGUCAUCGAGCAGGAGGUGAGGAAGCGAGUGUUCUGGGUCAUUCGCCAAAUGGACAUCUACGUCUCGGCCAUGCUCGGGUUCCCGCUGAUGCUCAACGCGGACGACAUCGACCAACCGUACCCCAGCGAGAUUGACGACGAGUACAUAACAAACGACGGUAUCCUGACACCGCCACCGGGCACCUUUUCGUUCUUUGAGGCGUUCAACGCCCACACUCGCCUGAUGGAGAUCUUGGCCAAGAUCCUCAAGUUCGUCUACCCCUUGAAGGGGCUUGGCCAAAGCGUCAUGAAGGGCGACAAGCCGGGGGCGACAUACCUCAUCAGCUACACCAACAUUAAACGGAUCGAGGCCGAGUUACAAGAAUGGUACGAGGUCUUGCCCGCCCAGUGGAGGCCGAGACCCGACGGCCCCGUGGAGGUGAUUCGGGUGCGCCAUUUGCUGCGCUUCGCCUACGCACAUGUCCAACUCGUUCUCUACCGUCCGUUCCUGCACUACGUCUCCCCUCGCCUCAGCAUGGGAAAGAACGUUGACGAGCUCUCGUACGCCUGCGCCGCAGCCUGCAUCAGCGUAUCGCGAAACAUUGUGCACAUUGGCAUUGAGAUCCGCAAGCAAAACGUCUUGGCCGGCCCGUACUGGUUCAUGCUGUUUACCGAGUUCUUCGCCAUCCUCUCCCUCGUCUUCUACUCCAUCGAGAACCCAGAAAAGAUUGGAUCGGCAGAGGUACUGGAAGAUGCCAUUGCAGGCAGAGACAUGGUAUCGAAACUGCAAUCCAAGAGCCAAGCCGCCGACAGGGUUACAGAGGCCCUCAACGUAAGUCCUUUGACCAUCAUUCUUGGCCGCGAAUACUCACGUACACAGGUCCUGUUUGAACAAUUGCCCGAGAGGCUUCAGGAGGCCAAGUCCCGGCCCAUCCCUACAAAGAAGCGAUCGGCCCCGGGUCAGAAGGCCAGUUCGAUGCCGGUUCACGGCCAUCCGGCCCUGCAGCCGGGCAUGGGCCAGCGGCGUUCCGAAGAACGCAGCCGGCCGUCGAGCGUGGUGAUGGCCCACGGAAGGUUGGCGCAGGUACCACUCCGUGGCUCGUUUGACGGCGUGCCCAUUUCCGAGGCAGGAUACCAAGACCCGUCCCUCGCGAGCAACAUCCAAGACCUCCUGGGCAUGGACAUGUCUUCACGGGCAACGCCCGACUCGGUGAGCACGUCGGCCAGCUCAACCCAACGUCCGCCACAAGGGUUCCCGCCGCCGCACAAUAUGAACCACAUCAGCAAACUCGACUCAUUAAUGUUCCCGUCAGAAGAUCCGUUCGCUUACCCUAAUCAGCCGAUGAUGGAACUGGGAUUCCAAAAACCCGGGCCGAACAACGUCAGCGGCCCGCAGGAAACGUUCAUGAUGCCCGGCGUAUUCGACGACAUUGACACCCAGCUGCUCGGCCAGUCUCCCGCAUACUAUCUGCAGGGUCAGGGUCAGGGACAACAGCAGCAGCAGCAGCAGCAGCAGCAUUCACACCACCAGUCUGGUUACGACCUGUCGGGCAUGUAUCAGCAGCACUCGGGCUACUCAGGUAUGCCCGAUGCGGCUCGGAUCGAGCAGGCAAGACGGGCGCACAUGCAGCAGAGGCCUGCAGAGCUCGACAGAAUGCUCGCAGAGACUGGCUACCAAAGCAACUGGGCAGGCAUGCUCGGCAGGAACGGAUUUCAGGGCCUCUAG